Molecule: messenger RNA, 4234 nt
Organism: Zalophus californianus (California sea lion)
Lineage: Eukaryota; Metazoa; Chordata; Mammalia; Carnivora; Otariidae
Gene: PDE11A
Product: phosphodiesterase 11A
Exons: 20
Coding region: 157-2961 (934 amino acids)
Biological process (GO): signal transduction
Molecular function (GO): protein binding; 3',5'-cyclic-nucleotide phosphodiesterase activity
Source: RefSeq, a predicted model, not a curated record
GGGGCCCCUCCCAGCUGAGAUUCCUCUGCUCCGCAGAAUCUCGCACGGAGCUGGGAAGACUGGUGGGGGUAGACAUGUGCAGCACCAGCUAGAGGACUGGGGUAGGUAAACGUUUGGUCCGAGUGUAGAGUGGCCGUGAAAGCUGUGUCUGGGAUCAUGACAGCCUCCCGCCUGGACUUUGGGGAGGUGGAAACUUUCCUGGACAGACACCCAGAGUUGUUUGAAGAUUACUUGAUGCGGAAGGGGAAGCAGGAGAUGGUGGAGAAGUGGCUGCAGAGGCACGGUGGGAGUCAGGGGACGGUAGGCCCGAGGCCCGCAGUGGCCGGCACCAGCAGCUUGGCUCACAGUGGUGGCAGAGGCAGCGGCAAUGUUGCUGGUGGCACUGGACCAAAUAGCUCGGCCAACAGCCAGCCCGCUCCGGGUGGCGCGGACUGUGGUGGGGUUCCCCUGAGUCCCAGCUGGGCCAGUGGCAGCCGGGGCGAUGGGAGCCUGCAGCGGAGAGCUUCUCAGAAAGAGCUCAGGAAGAGUUUUGCUCGCUCCAAGGCCAUUCACGUGAACAGGACCUACGAUGAACAGGUGACCUCCCGGGCCCAGGAGCCCCUGAGCAGUGUGCGGCGGAGGGCACUUCUCCGGAAGGCCAGCUCCCUGCCCCCCACCACGGCCCACAUUCUCAGUGCCCUGCUGGAAUCGAGGGUGAAUCUGCCUCAGUACCCCCCUACGGCCAUGGACUACAAGUGCCACCUCAAAAAGCAUAAUGAGCGUCAGUUCUUCCUGGAACUGGUCAAGGAUAUCUCCAAUGACCUUGACCUUACGAGCCUGAGCUACAAGAUCCUCAUCUUUGUCUGCCUCAUGGUGGAUGCUGACCGCUGCUCUCUCUUCCUGGUGGAAGGGGCAGCUGCUGGCAAGAAGAGCUUGGUCUCCAAAUUCUUUGAUGUGCAUGCAGGAACCCCACUGCUGCCCUGCAGCAGCACAGAGAACUCAAACGAGGUGCAGGUCCCCUGGGGCAAAGGCAUCAUUGGCUAUGUCGGGGAGCAUGGAGAAACGGUCAACAUUCCUGAUGCCUACCAGGAUCGAAGAUUCAAUGAUGAAAUUGACAAGCUAACUGGAUACAAGACAAAAUCACUAUUGUGCAUGCCUAUCCGAAGCAGUGAUGGUGAGAUUAUUGGUGUGGCCCAAGCGAUAAAUAAGAUUCCUGAAGGUGCUCCAUUUACUGAAGAUGAUGAAAAAGUUAUGCAGAUGUAUCUUCCAUUUUGUGGAAUUGCCAUAUCUAAUGCUCAACUCUUUGCUGCCUCAAGGAAAGAAUAUGAAAGAAGCAGGGCUUUGCUAGAGGUUGUUAAUGACCUCUUUGAAGAACAGACUGACCUGGAGAAAAUUGUCAAAAAAAUAAUGCAUCGGGCCCAAACUCUGUUGAAAUGUGAACGCUGUUCUGUUUUACUCCUAGAAGACAUUGAAUCACCAGUGGUGAAGUUCACCAAAUCCUUUGAAUUGAUGUCCCCAAAGUGCAGUGCCGAUGCUGAGAACAGUUUCAAAGAAAGCAUGGAGAAAUCAUCAUAUUCCGACUGGCUCAUAAAUAACAGUGUUGCUGAGCUCGUGGCUUCCACAGGUCUUCCGGUGAACAUCAGUGAUGCCUACCAGGAUCCUCGCUUUGAUGCCGAGGCUGACCAGAUAUCGGGGUUUCAUAUAAGAUCUGUUCUCUGCGUCCCUAUUUGGAAUAGCAACCACCAAAUAAUUGGAGUGGCUCAAGUGUUAAAUAGACUUGACGGGAAAGCUUUUGAUGAUGCAGAUCAACGACUUUUUGAGGCUUUUGUCAUCUUCUGUGGCCUGGGCAUCAACAACACAAUUAUGUAUGAUCAAGUGAAGAAGUCUUGGGCCAAGCAGUCCGUGGCUCUUGAUGUGCUGUCAUACCAUGCAACAUGUUCAAAAGCUGAAGUUGACAAGUUUAAGGCAGCCAACGUCCCUCUGGUGUCAGAACUUGCCAUCGAUGACAUACAUUUUGAUGACUUCUCUCUUGAUGUUGACGCCAUGAUCACAGCUGCUCUCCGGAUGUUCAUGGAGCUGGGGAUGGUACAGAAAUUUAAAAUUGACUAUGAGACACUGUGUAGGUGGCUGUUGACAGUGAGGAAAAAUUAUCGAAUGGUUCUGUACCACAACUGGAGACACGCCUUCAACGUGUGCCAACUGAUGUUUGCGAUGCUCACAACUGCAGGGUUUCAAGAGAUUCUGACCGAGGUGGAAAUUUUAGCAGUGAUUGUGGGAUGCCUGUGUCAUGACCUUGACCACAGGGGAACCAACAAUGCCUUCCAAGCUAAGAGCGGCUCUGCCCUGGCCCAGCUCUACGGAACUUCCGCUACCUUGGAGCAUCACCAUUUUAACCAUGCUGUGAUGAUCCUUCAAAGUGAGGGUCACAACAUCUUUGCUAAUUUGUCCUCCAAGGAAUAUAGUGACCUUAUGCAGCUUUUGAAGCAGUCAAUAUUAGCAACGGACCUCACGCUGUACUUUGAGAGGAGGACUGAAUUCUUUGAACUUGUCAGUAAAGGAGAAUAUGAUUGGAACAUCAAAAACCAUCGUGAUAUAUUUCGAUCAAUGUUAAUGACAGCCUGUGACCUUGGAGCCGUGACCAAACCGUGGGAGAUCUCAAGACAGGUGGCUGAACUUGUAACCAGUGAGUUCUUUGAACAAGGAGAUCGGGAGAGAUCAGAACUCAAACUCACUCCUUCAGCUAUUUUUGAUCGGAACCGGAAAGAUGAACUGCCUCGGUUGCAACUGGAGUGGAUUGAUAGCAUCUGCAUGCCUUUGUAUCAGGCGUUGGUGAAGGUCAAUGUGAAACUGAAGCCGAUGCUGGAUUCCGUGGCGGCGAACAGAAGUAAGUGGGAAGAGCUGCACCAGAAAAGGCCGCUGGCGUCGGCUGCCUCCCCCUCCUCCGCCAGCCUCUUGCCGGCCGCCGGGGAAGACAGAAACUAACCGUCCAGCUUCGCGGCCGCCGCAGAAUGACCGUGUCCUGAAGGGCCGACCUCGGUCCAGUCGGCGGCAUCCCUUGGCCCCUUUUCGCUCAGGCAGAUGAAGUCUCAGUUUGCGCGGGGAAGCACGCCUGGGCUUUCCCCUUGAAGGGGGGUCAGCAGAGGAGAGCGCGGCCCUGAGGGACGCAGCCGCAGGCGGGGAGGGAGCGCGGCCCCGGCCCUGGGCUUUCCCCGCCGGCCGGCCGCCGAGCACCCAGGGCCUGAGGCUGAGCCGGGGCGCUGCGCAGACGAGCCGGCGCCUGAGGACAGCCGGCCCUGCUCCUUCCCCGCCCAGGGAGCCCGGAGCAGUGGGGACGCCCUUAGCGCUGCUUCACUUCCUAUCCCGCCCUUGAUUUGUUACAGGCCACGCAACGCCUGCCUUUGCAUCCUCUCCUCAGCGCUCUUUUGUGCCACAUUGUCCCAAGAAUCCCACUUUGUAUUCUGUAGAGGUAUCUUAUUUUUAUCCCAAAGCUUCUUAAUGAUGGAUCAGAGCCUUUAGAAUCGCCUCCCUAAGAUAUAAACUAUAGUAUCCUUACAGAUACCAAUCAUGUCUAGUUUUCCCCUAAAAGGCCCAUAGUAGGGAGACAGCAGAUGUGUUUGUGUGACUGGUGUUUAUACAACACUCAUAACACUCCAUGGGGAUUGCGGUUCCCUUUUUCAGUUUUUUAAAAUUCAACCUUCCUUGUAGACCAAGUUUUCUCCCAGGAGGAAUGGGUUAAGAGACUUUAAUUAAAGGAGGAAUGAAAGGACAUCCACAGCUGGAUUUACCACAGGUGACACAUGAAUACUUAGGAACUCUUCCCAACAGCAGGGACAUUUUCCAGACACAGCAGAACCAUGGAGAACGAUCACAGACUACCUUGAGUUCUCUUAGGGGUAAGUUUUUGUAAACCAUUUAAGGUUCCGACCAAAACCAACCUAAAGCCAAAUGCAGUGGUCCUCAGUUUUCGAUUUUUCCUUAAGUGUAAGAAAUGAUGCUUGAAAAGUGAAGAAAUAACAGUCUGGCCAGAGGACAAAUAUUUUCUAGGAAACUAGGUUUAUAAUUAGAAUAGACGAUAUUAAAUUGAUGCAAUGACUACAAAACUACUUUGCGCCCCGUUUUACCUGAGAGGUUGAGGAUGUGGUUUGAUUUGUCCAAAGAACACUGGACUAGAAGCUAGACUUCCUGCCCUGGCUUUGGCACGACUGAUCGGGUGACUGUAGACAAGUCACCUAACUUCUCCCAGCCUGUUUCCACA